This is a messenger RNA of Parnassius apollo (apollo), 879 nucleotides long. The record is from the annotation of a GenBank genome assembly. Lineage: Eukaryota; Metazoa; Arthropoda; Insecta; Lepidoptera; Papilionidae.
AUGAUGUUUGAUCAACUGUUCAUCUGUUUCCUCGGUAUUACUGUUGUGAGUGGUUCACAUCAUGUUAAUUUCUUUCGCCGUGACUACACGUUUUUAGAAAAAUACAAUGCAUUUUAUAAAUUACACCGGGCUGAUAACUCGGGCACGUGGAACGAAGCAUUUUUAGCCUGCGACGAUGAAGGAGCUAGCUUUUUUUAUCCCAAAGAUGUUAAUGAAUGGAAAAUUGCGAGAAACUUAUCCGAUUCACCCGACGUAGAAGAAAUCUUUGUCGGUGUCCAUGAUGAAUUAGGACGCGGAGAUUUGCUAUCUUUUGACGGACAUUUCCUUCCAGAAUUUUCUGUAUUACACAUUAGUAAGCAAAAUAACUACGAACCCAAAUGCGUAAUCAUGUCGGUUCACACGGGCAAUUACAGCAUCGAUUCGUGUAAAAUCAGAAGACCGUUUAUUUGCAAGAAAAAAGCCAAUGAAUCAUGUCCCACUGUUGAUUCAGGGUAUAUAUACUCAAAAACUACAAAUAAAUGCUACAAAGUACACAACAGGCGGGAAGCAACCUGGGAAGACGCCAUGCACACCUGUUACAUGGAAGGUGGCAUAUUGUCAACUGGCAUAGACAGCUCGGAAUUACAUGAUAUAUUAAACAUGAUUACAGAAGGAAAACAAUUCUUCAUGGGAUUUAGAAGGAUAAUGCCACAAAACAGUUUUUAUUCUGUUCGAGGUGAAAAAGUUUCUAAAGUUCCAACAAAUGAAGAAAACUGCUGUGCAAUACAGAUGAUAAACGAACGGGACAACUACAACAAUUAUAACCGAAAUAUUUAUUAUUUUACACAAGACUGCAAUAACACUCUACCAUUUAUUUGUGAACUCGAUGUGAAAUUGUAA